Messenger RNA from Cuculus canorus (common cuckoo), 944 nucleotides. It is a transcript of the gene MRPL23, whose product is annotated as mitochondrial ribosomal protein L23. Gene Ontology annotation, biological process: mitochondrial translation. Gene Ontology annotation, molecular function: structural constituent of ribosome. The record is from RefSeq and is a predicted model, not a curated record. The transcript has 5 exons. NCBI's taxonomy places the organism in Eukaryota, Metazoa, Chordata, Aves, Cuculiformes, Cuculidae. Gene Ontology annotation, cellular component: mitochondrial large ribosomal subunit; ribosome. Bases 75 to 545 code for a protein of 156 amino acids.
GGCGCAGCCUCCCUCCUCCGUGCCAGCAGGGGGCGCAGCCGCCGUUCCGCACCGCAUCCGGUGCGCGUGGCGCCAUGGCGACGGGCGCCCGCAGAGCCGUGUACCCGCUGUUCCAGCUGGGCGGCCCGCAGCUGCGCAUCUUCCGGCCCGACUUCUUCAUGCUGGCGGUGCGGCCGGGCGUCCCGCAGCCCGAGGACACCGUGCAGUUCCGGGUCUCCAUGCAAAUGACAAAAGUGGAUAUCAAGAAUUACCUUGAAAAAAUAUACAAUGUGCCAGUAGCUGCUGUGAGGACCAGGAUACAGUAUGGUGCAAACAACAAGAGGAAUCACAAGAAUCAGAGAGUGAAGAAGCCAGAUUACAAGGUUGCCUAUGUACAGCUGGGCCAAGGACAAACCUUUCAGUUUCCCAACCUAUUUCCAGAGAAAGAACAAGACACAGAAACUCAAUCUUUUGAUGACUUCAAGAAUAAAUACAUGGAGAGAGAGCAACAGAAGCAGAAAGGUGACCCCAGAAGAGGAGGAGUCCCCGACUGGUUUGGACUUUGAUGCAGCAAGCCAGCUGCCUUUCUUUAUGCUCAGAGGGAUUUAGGUCAGCAGAAUUUGCACUCUUCCCUUCUUGUAAUGACUGAAUGUUUAUUCUUCAGCAGCCUUUGCUAGUGUGUCUUUUUUCUUGGCUGUUUGUGCACAACUACAACAAAAUGGCUCUAAAGAAAUAAAAAGAUAAAAUAAAUCUAGUUGCAUCAGGUCUUUCAUCUGAACUUGUUGACUAUUGCUUAAAUGUGAAAUUGCUUCUUCUUGUUCCUGACCAUGAGAGUGUUAUUGUGCUUACCUUUUUCCUGCUUCUUGGUUUGUUCUGAGUAGAAGAAGGGGGCAUGUCAUUUCCCAGGUUUGCAUUGAAUAGAAUGGUUAAAAGUCAAGAUAGGUCACUAGGGCAGACAUGACGGU